AUGCCGCCCAAGUCGAUCCUCAAAAAGACUCACGCCCCCGCCCCAGAGCGCAACGGGGAGCCGGUGAACCAGCGCCACCUAGACGUGGCCCUGCACCAUGCCAACAUCCUCGAGCAGCGCAAGGCCGUCGAGGCCCAGGUGCUCGACGGCAUCCUGACCCUCAUGGAGUUUCCCUCCUCGCCACACGCCGACGCCCAGCGCCCCUCGCCCGCCGACGCGCGCGCGUUUGAAGAGACGGUGGCCGCCUUCCAGCCUGCCGACUACGAUGCGCUGAUCGAGGAGCGCAACAUCGCCGGCAAGUGCGGCUAUGCCCUGUGCCCCAAGCCCAAGGCCCGCGCCCGCUCGACGGCCAAGAAGCAGUUUGUCGACACGGACCGCGGCGUCGAGAUUGUAGACCGCAAGGUGCUCGAGGUGUGGUGCUCCGACGACUGCGCCAAGCGGGCGCUGUACGUCAAGGUGCAGCUCAACGAGGAGCCUGCCUGGCUGCGCUCGGCCGGCCACGGCGAGAAAAUGGAGCUCCUGGUGGAGAAUGCGCACGAGCUGCGUGCGACGCUGCCGGUGCGGACGAAGCCACGCGCUGCUCCCGCGCCCGCCAAGGCGCACGACGAGGACGAUGUGGACGCUGCCUGGGCUGCACACGACGAUGCCGCCGCGGAGCUGGCCCGGGAGCGGGGCGAGAAGCCAGGCGGCGUGACCAAGGCCAACGACAGUCUGGUUCGAGACACCAUCACCGAGCGGGCGUCCAGCCAGGCGCCUCCGCAGCCGCCCUCGCUGCCUGCCGGCUCGACCAUGGCCAUUGAAGGCCACAUUCCGCGCCACAAUCGGCGAGAAGAGGCGGAAGAGGCGGAAGAGGCGGAAGACGAGGAAGACGACGCGCAGGACUGGGACAAGCAUUUGCCUGGGUGA
Molecule: messenger RNA, 906 nt
Organism: Ascochyta rabiei
Lineage: Eukaryota; Fungi; Ascomycota; Dothideomycetes; Pleosporales; Didymellaceae
Product: Protein-serine/threonine phosphatase
Exons: 1
Coding region: 1-906 (301 amino acids)
Cellular component (GO): cytoplasm; nucleus
Molecular function (GO): RNA polymerase II CTD heptapeptide repeat phosphatase activity; RNA polymerase core enzyme binding
Source: RefSeq, a predicted model, not a curated record